UGCAUCAUUGACCAUGUAAAAAAGCAGCACAACAUCCCAUCCAGCAUUCUUUCUAUCAUGUAUGGUGACCUUAAGUUGCUGAUUUACAGCUUCAUGCAAUGCUAAGCUGCCCGCCACCAAACGGACUCCCUUGGCGGUCAUGAGCUAAUGCACGAGGCGCUUUGUGAUUGUGGAAAAGAGCUUCUCUAGGGAACAAUCCCUUGUUAGACAGCAAUGUCCUUAAAACCCGACAAGUCUGAUGGAAGCAGACUCUCCCCUGAGCCAUGGAAGUCCUCAGAUCCUUGGGGACUGAAGCCGUCUCAGCAUGGAGCACCACCAGGUGCUUAUCCAUCAUCGCCAAAUGCUCAAGAUGCUCGGUUUAUAGCACCUCAGUCGCUGUCUGCCGCCGUCCGCGCUCGCAAGAGUGAUUAUGUCCGGAAGAGGUCGAUGAAAAUCAAGAUUGGUAGCUGGAAUGUGGCCUCGAUCAGUGGCACAGAGAAGGACUUAGGCGCCUGGUUUAUUGGAGGUAACGGAGUGAGGGGUCUGUCUCAAAAUUUGUCUGGCGCAAACCUCGACGAUGACGACGAUGGUGACUCUGACAGUGACGAGCACAUUGAGUCAAUCGAGUCUCAGGAAGCCCGUACCAGGAACGAGAAAAAGAAGACCACCGUGCCAAAGCACGAUGUGCCAGGCGAGCCCAAUGGUGAAGACAUUGACCUGUACGUCCUGGGGCUACAAGAGGUCAUUGAUGUGUCUUCCAUGACCGAAGCAAUUCGGCCAUACACUGAUCCCAAUCCUGGCAAAAAGUGGAAACGAGCCUUGAAACGAGCUCUUCCCCGUGGUUAUAAGAAGGUUGCAGAAGAGCAGCUUCUCGGGCUACUUCUCUUGAUUUACGCCUCGCCAGAAGUAGCUCCUUCUAUCAGCUCCGUGAGCACAACGUCUGUCGGAACUGGGUUGAUGGGUUAUCUCGGGAACAAAGGUGCAGUCUCGGCCAGACUCAUGCUGGCUGAGUCGACGCGCCUGUGCUUUGUCAAUUGCCAUCUGGCGGCAGGAGCUGACCUGACUGCCUUGAAUCGCCGUAUAUGGGACACAACUCAGAUCCUAAAUCGUACUCGAUUUGCGCCUGUCAGUACAGACGGGGAGGGCACCUUUGGCGGGGAAGAAAAGAUUGGCGAUGAGGAUCUCGGGUUUUGGUUCGGUGAUUUGAACUAUCGACUGGAUGACAUUCCAGGCGAAGACGUUCGAAGGCUGUUAUUAUUGCACACUCGAAACGAAUAUGACGUGGAGAACAAGUCAAAACGACGGAUUGACAGCGAGCUCGGCUACGUGAGCCCUCCUCCAGGUGAUUCUUCGAAACAGGAGAAUACACACUAUGAGAUAAGUGAUGUUGAGAGACCUGCAACUGCGAGCGAUGCUGAGCCUCCACUCGAUCCCAAAUCCGACCCUGCCUCUCUUCAUGUCACUCUCCAAUCGCUCUUGGCACAUGACCAGCUUAAACAUCAGCAGAAACUUCGGAAAGCAUUUCACGAAGGCUGGCGGGAAGGCGAAAUCAACUUUUUGCCAACCUACAAAUACGACGUGGGCAGCGUGGGCAUGUUUGACUCGGGAGAGAAGAAGAGAAGCCCCAGCUGGUGUGACCGUAUCCUCUAUCGCACUCGUCAUGACAUAGAGUUGUACGAGGAAAAAGCGAAACAACUCGAAGAAGCUCGCAAAAAGGAUGAAUCCAUGAAAGCUCGCGGGAUCGACCAAGCCAGUGCUGAGCAGGAUGUUUUGUUUGACUAUGAUCCAGAUGCCGACGGUAUGGCCUACGGUGAUGAUUAUGACGAAUACGACGAACGUGACGAUGCCCGUAAUGACGCCGAGUUAGUCCGUACGCAUGAAGACUAUGGCGACAUGAUUGAACUCAACAACUAUAUCUCGCACCAACGGGUGUUAUCUUCAGACCACAAGCCGUUAGAUGCUGUAUUCACUGUGACUUACGAUGCAGUCAUACCGGAGCUGAAAGCGAAAGUACACCAUGAAGUGGCUCGAGAAUUUGACAAAGCCGAGAACGAAGGCCGUCCUGCAUUGACAGUGGUAGUUGAUCACCACUCCGAUGAACAGAACUCGAAUGCUGACGGUUCGGCAGACAUGAAUGCCGUAAGCUUCGGUGAUGUUCGUUAUGCUUUGAGAAAGACGAGGGCGAUCACCGUAGCAAACACUGGACAGAUCACAGCGUCCUUUUCUUUUGUCGAGCGGCCUGCGGGACCAGAGAAUGAGGCUUCAAUAGCACCACCAUGGCUGGAAGUGAGGGCCGAUCCAGAGAUAAUGCAACAGCCAGUCAAAGGCCGCCAUGACCCGAGAGGACCUAUGAGCCUACUUCCUGGGGAAACAACAACAGUCGAACUGAUAGUCGACAUCACUGAAGGCGAGCUAGUGAAAGCACUGAACUGGGGAGAGGAGGAACUUGAUGACAUAUUGGUGCUUAGAAUCGAGAAUGGACGGGAUCAUUUCGUUCCCGUAAAAGGAACAUGGCUACCCUCUGCCUACUUCCGCUACCUUGGGGAGUUGGUGCAGGCGCCCGAGGGCGGUGCACGUAAACUGCAGCUGCGAACAUAUUCAGGACACAAUGAUCAGGCUUUUGCAGGACAACACUCUGCGCCUAAGGAGCUGUAUGUUCUUACCGAAAUCAUUCCUGUAUAUGUCGAACGCUCGGUUGCAGAAUGGGGAAUGCUUCAUGACCGGGACACUCCACCUUGGCAAUAUGAGAAUGUGGGCAUCUAUUGGCCGUUCUACAAGGAAACCUGGACCUUCCAUGAAGGCGAUGAGCGUUCAGAUAUGCUAGCAUCAGUCCGUGAGGCACUUGACACAGCAAGUCCACUCGAAGCCAGUCUCCACGCUGACGUGCCCUGUAUUGUAAGACUGGAAGUCCUGGUCGAGGUAUUGGUAUCGUUCCUCCAGUCUUUGCAAGACGGCAUUAUCCCUGCAGAGGUGUGGUCCGAGGUUGAACGUCGCCUGUCAAGCAUGGAAAAAGCGAAGGUCCAGCCUCAACCAGAAGGCCUUCAAGAUAUGAUCAUGGAUCCCUUGUCGCAUCAUCCCAUCCACAGCGUGUCUUUCACGUUCAUUACGUUCUUGUUGACCCGGCUCAUCAAUGAACUUGUCCCUUGCGGGAUCCCAAUUUCUGGCCCAAUUACACAUUCGACCUCUCCUGACCCUUCAAGACGCUCACGAGCGUCAACCAUGUCUUCUGAAUCGGGGAAAGAACCGUCAAUAUACUCAGAGGAAGCACUGCCGGGCAAGAAAGGGUUGUUUUCUGCUCUCCGCCGUCGACGGACCCAGAGUAUCUCCUCGGUAUCAGCCACCGGAACAGAGCAAGAUGCUGCUGAUCCAGAACGACGAAGCAAGCUUGUUGAUUCGAUUGUGGAGAUAUUCGCACCCAUUGUCAUCCGCUCGGAGAACGACGACAAACUCAAGGGCAAGGACAAGAAGGUCUUGGACGCGCGGAAGAAGAGAGUACUCGAGUCAUUCCUCGACAUGAGGCAACCUUAGGAGGGCGGCCAUGUGAUUCUUAAUUGUGAUCGGGGAAGUAUCGAAGUUGCUGUCUCGCAUACGCCAAAGAGAUGCCACUCCUUGCUACGUAGCACUCGCAGCCUGUCUAUGAUACGACUACAACGCGAGAGGAGAUCUACCGGGCAUUCCGUGCGACCUUGGCGUUCUGAUCAGGGCAUUGACCCCGGAGUGAAUAGAAUAGAUUCAGGACGUUCAUCAGUGGACUAUACCGUCCUACCUAAAUAGACAACUAAUAAUAAAGUGAUCUUGAAA
This is a messenger RNA of Exophiala oligosperma, 3780 nucleotides long. RefSeq lists its product as uncharacterized. Gene Ontology annotation, molecular function: phosphatidylinositol-4,5-bisphosphate 5-phosphatase activity. Bases 214 to 3507 code for a protein of 1097 amino acids. Gene Ontology annotation, biological process: phosphatidylinositol dephosphorylation. Lineage: Eukaryota; Fungi; Ascomycota; Eurotiomycetes; Chaetothyriales; Herpotrichiellaceae. The record is from RefSeq and is a predicted model, not a curated record. The transcript has a single exon.